AUGGAUGAAACCAGGCAGGUUGGAGGACUCAGAUCAAACAAUCGCCUGAUCCCCUUCUUUCUCUCUGUCAUGGUCGCUUCUUUGAUGGAAGGACCCAGUGACUGCGCUCGCCCCAAUCUUGCGGAUUUGGAUGGAAUACGUUUCUUAAAGGCGUUCGAAGACGUGUUUGAAAGUAGUGCGAUUCGGCCCGUCCAGAAUUUCAGCCGCCCUCUAUACAUUAACCUCACCGUCAUCCUUCACGCCAUCCUGGGAGUGGAUGAGAAACAGGAGACUCUAACAACGUACAUAUGGAUUGAGCAGACCUGGUUCCACGAGUUCCUGAUGUGGGAACCAUCAGAAUUUGGUGGAAAGCGGUACGUGGCUCUUCCUGUGGACAAACUCUGGCUCCCAGAUACCUUCAUCACUGAAAUGGUUGAUGAGGAUAAGUCACCAAUGGCUCCGUAUCUCUACGUUCAUUACACGGGGAAGAUUAUCUAUGGAAAACCUCUGCGAAUUGUCAGCUCCUGCAAUCUCAACAUCCUAUACUUCCCCUUCGACAUUCAAAAGUGUUCCUUGUCAGCCAUGUCCAUCACAUUUUUCGACACUGACCUCAAAAUACAUCUCGAACAGACUUCAGAGGAUAUCACGUCAAUAUCCCAAAAGAUUAUUCAAACAAAAGGAGAGUGGGAAUUAAUCAAAGUGAACGCUGUAGAAGGAAGCCUUUCUGUAGAUGGACAAAGCUAUGAUAUUGUAUCCCUGGAGCUGACGAUGAAGCGAAGGCCUCUCUUCUACGUGGUAAACCUGCUGAUUCCCAGCUCUUUCCUGAUGCUAACCGACAUCCUCAGCUUCUAUCUUCCCACCCACAGCUUCGACCGGGCGUCGUUCAAGAUGACGCUGAUGCUCGGAUACUCAGUCUUCCUGCUCAUCGUGAAAGACCUGCUCCCCAACAAUUCUGCCGGCACCCCAUUAAUAGCCAUUUACUUUGUGGUGUGUCUGACCUUCAUGGCAGUCAGCCUGAUAGAGACCAUCUUCAUCAUCAAUAUCGUUCACGAAAAGACGAACCAGAGCAGAGCCAUUCCCAAGUGGGUCAGGGUGACAGUUCUCCAUUACAUGGCAAAGGUGUUCUGCCAGAGGGUGAGGGAGCCGUUAUAUCAGUCGGUGCCGACUGACAUUCCCAUCGUCAGCGUGGCCAAACAAGGUUGCGAGGACCACACGUCUGAGCUUUGCAGCUCACCUCAACUGCUCACCCUCCAGUCGCUGCUCAGAAAGAUUGCAGAGGAUGUGGAAGGUAUAAAGCAACACCUGGACCAGCGCAGCCAAGAGCAAGGACUGAAGCACGAGUGGAUCAGGAUCGGGCACAUCCUGGACUGCUUCCUCCAGUCCAUUUACGUGUUAUCCUUUGUUAUCUUCGCACUAACCCUCACUGGCACCUGGGUCAUGUAA
Callorhinchus milii (elephant shark) is the source of this 1422-nucleotide messenger RNA. RefSeq names its product 5-hydroxytryptamine receptor 3A-like. Lineage: Eukaryota; Metazoa; Chordata; Chondrichthyes; Chimaeriformes; Callorhinchidae. Gene Ontology annotation, molecular function: neurotransmitter receptor activity; transmembrane signaling receptor activity; extracellular ligand-gated monoatomic ion channel activity. Gene Ontology annotation, cellular component: neuron projection; synapse; membrane. Gene Ontology annotation, biological process: signal transduction; monoatomic ion transmembrane transport; regulation of membrane potential. Bases 1 to 1422 code for a protein of 473 amino acids. The transcript is spliced from 9 exons. The record is from RefSeq and is a predicted model, not a curated record.